CCAAACCUUCCAGCAAUGGCUUCCACUUCUUCCCUCAUUUCAUCUCUUACCCCUUCUUCAAAUUUCCCGUUUUGCCCCAAAACAAUUUCCCAAAUCCCAUCUCUACCUCAAACCGUCUCCUUCCCUCGGUUUAACCGAACCGGACCGAAUCCCAGUUCGCGCCUAACCGCCAAUGUCCAGUCCCUGGAGUUCUCGGGCUCGUUUUUCGAGGGCGGGUUUCAGUCGGAGGACGACCCGACUUCCCCGCCCGGGUCUGGCUUGACCGCCGUGGAGGAGAAGGAGGAACCCCCAUGCCCACCGGGGCUCCGACAGUACGAGACCAUGGCGGUGCUCAGACCCGACAUGUCCGAGGACGAAAGACUUACUCUUACCCAGAAGUACGAGGAGUUGCUAAUAGCCGGGGGUGGCAUGUACGUGGAGGUCUUCAACAGAGGGGUAAUUCCUCUAGCGUAUGGCAUCCAGAAGAAAAACAAAGCGGGAGAGUCUAACACUUACCUGGAUGGUAUCUACCUCCUCUUUACCUACUUCACAAAACCUGACUCUCUCGAAGUUCUUGAAGCAAAUCUCAAAGCCGACGAUAAUGUCAUCCGAUCGAUGAGCUUCAAAAUAAGGAAGAGGAAGUACUAGAUUAGUUUGAAUCUUUUGUCCAUCUCUAAGAGGAAGGCAGGAAAGAAAAAGUUGCGUGUACAAUGUAAUUUCGGAUGUUCUGAACUGUCCAUUCGUUCCUUCGUUAUUGAGUUUGAGAUCAUUCAGUUUGUUUUGUAACAUAUUUGAAUUAAUAGCCAAAGGAAAAUAUGCAGUUUCCAGAGUGAAA
Messenger RNA from Pyrus x bretschneideri (Chinese white pear), 814 nucleotides. Its product is annotated as 30S ribosomal protein S6 alpha, chloroplastic-like. The transcript is spliced from 2 exons. Gene Ontology annotation, molecular function: structural constituent of ribosome; small ribosomal subunit rRNA binding. The record is from RefSeq and is a predicted model, not a curated record. Gene Ontology annotation, biological process: translation. Gene Ontology annotation, cellular component: ribosome. Lineage: Eukaryota; Viridiplantae; Streptophyta; Magnoliopsida; Rosales; Rosaceae. Bases 16 to 627 code for a protein of 203 amino acids.